Messenger RNA from Coffea eugenioides, 1583 nucleotides. Its product is annotated as putative methyltransferase C9orf114 homolog. NCBI's taxonomy places the organism in Eukaryota, Viridiplantae, Streptophyta, Magnoliopsida, Gentianales, Rubiaceae. The coding region runs from base 29 to 1144 and encodes 371 amino acids. The transcript has 11 exons. The record is from RefSeq and is a predicted model, not a curated record.
AAACCCUUGUCCGGUGUGACAGCUGAAAAUGGGGAAGAAGAAGAGAGCCGCGAGAGAAGCAGCAGAACAAGUUACAGAGAAUGGCCCUGAUGAUAAUGCUAAAGUAGAGACCAAGCUUGAGCUCCUUAAUGUUGAUUCUUCUGAGAGAAAGAAGAAGAAGAAGAAGAAGAAGAAGAGAAAUAAAGAGGAAAACGACGGCGAUUCAAAUGAAACACCUACAGUUUCCAUUGCUCUUCCUGGCUCUAUUAUUGACAACGCUCAAUCCCUUGAACUUGCCACCCGAUUGGCUGGUCAGAUUGCUCGAGCUGCAACUAUUUUUCGAGUAGAUGAGGUUAUUGUGAUUGAUAAUAAGAGUACCUCAGUGGAUGAGUCUGAGUUGCUGAACCAAGAGAACAAUUCAGAUGAUAAUGAAAGUGGUGCAGCUUUUCUUGUAAGGAUUUUGAGAUACUUGGAGACACCACAGUAUCUGAGGAAGAGUCUUUUUCCUAUGCAUAACAACUUAAGAUUUGUGGGUCUGCUGCCCCCCCUUGAUGCCCCACAUCAUCUGCGUAGGCAUGAAUGGGCUCCCUAUCGAGAAGGCAUCACGUUAAAAAACCAAGCUCCUGAUUCUGCUGGAAGUCUCGUAGAUGUGGGGCUUAGCAAGAAUGUUUUGAUUGAUGAAGUGAUUGAACCAGGAAGAAGAGUAACAGUGGCUAUGGGCUCAAAUCGUAAUCUGGAUACAGGUCUAACUUAUCAAGUUGUCCCAUCUUCCAGGCCUAGGGAUGAAGUGGGGAUGUACUGGGGUUACAAAGUAAGAUAUGCUUCCAACAUAAGUGCUGUGAUAAGUAGCUGCCCAUACAAGGGAGGGUAUGAUCUUCUGAUUGGCACCUCAGAACAUGGAGUUGUUAUCAAGUCUUCUGAACUUUCGCUACCAUCAUUCAGGCACCUAUUAAUUGCUUUUGGAGGGCUCGCUGGACUGGAAGAAUGUAUCGAGGAAGACAAAAAUUUGAAGGGAAAAGAUGUGCGAGAAGUGUUUGACUUGUAUUUGAACGUGUGUCCUCAUCAAGGAAGUAGAACCAUACGGACUGAGGAAGCGGUAUUUAUCUCUCUGCAGUAUUUUCAAGAACCAAUUAGUCGGGCUAGAGAUGCGCCCAAAAGGAUCUAGCCACCUAAAGCCAUCAAAUAGCAGACGUAAUAUCAGAUAAUGACCAACCCUUUAGUCAGGUUUGAGGAUGACUAUUCUUCUUGUUCUGAAGCUUGUUGCCACGGAGAGCAAUGGUAUCAUGAAAAGGAGCAGAAAAAUAUUGCUUUCCUUGAGCUGUUUUCAUUGGAGAUUUCUGAAAUGGUGAUUUGAUGGAAAGGAAUAUGGGGCAUGAACAUCUGCCAGGCGGGUGUUUCCUCCUGCAGCCAGGAAAUUUUUUUCUUGUAAAUUUUACAUUUUUUGUUUGGCAAGCCUUGUAAUAUGGCACCAAUUGCUGAAACCUUUAUAUUGUAUUAGUAUUUAGCAGCUGCAAACAGCAUAAGAGUACUUGUAGAUGUGGGGUUUUUUCACCUGUCGUCUUUGCUAACCUUUUUUCGUGGCAAUUGCAUCAAGAAUUUCCUCA